AUGCCUCAAACUGAGUCAAUCUGGGCAUUGCCAGUUAGGAAAUUGACUAAACUUGGCAUUUUAAAUAAUCAUCCCCACAACAAGCAUCGAAACGGAAGUCUUCAACAGUCAUACGUGUCUUUCAUCAGCAUUAUCAAUGUUUUUAUUGUGUUGUUACAUUUAUUUGAGCCAUGCUCGGCCGUGAUAUACAAGUUCCCUGUAAAACAGCGACGGCAGCCUGUCAGUCAGAGUAGAAAUGGCUCAGGUGUUGGUGAAAGUCUGAUGCAUGUUUUCCGGAGGGAGGCUUCUUCAUCUGAUGACCUGACCUCUAUGAGAAAUAAUCUUGUUGGGCUGUCUGGCAAUGGGUAUUAUAUUGACGUUGAUAUUGGGACACCUCCUCAGAGGAUGCAAGUGUUGAUAGAUACAGGCAGUGCCAACUUUGCUGUUGCUUCCGAACAUGAUCCAAAUUUAAGUCAUUAUUUCCAUGAAGAAAACUCCAGCUCUUUCAGCUCCAGUGGAGUGGAGAUAUAUGUGCCUUACACAGAAGGAGAGUGGAGAGGCUUUCUGGGGACAGACAUCGUCACGCUGCCAUCAGCAUUAAACUUAUCAGCUACCGUCAACAUUGCUUGCAUCACCGAGUCCAAGUCCUUCUUCAUCAGUGAUGCCCAGUGGCAGGGCAUCCUCGGCCUGGCUUAUACUGAACUGUCUAGGCCAGAUUCUUCAUACCUUCCUUUUUGGGAUACCCUGUUAAUGGAAAACUUGGAUGUCAGCAAUGUGUUCUCCAUCCAGUUGUGUGGAUCUUCCUUUGUGCACACUAGGGACAAACCACUCAUGGAGGGAACUUUGAUAAUCGGAGGUGUUUUGCCAUCAUUAUCAAAAUCCCCACUGUUCUACACACCGAUAUACAAACAGUGGUACUAUGAGGUGGUUCUGACAGACGUACAUGUGGAUGGACUGUCCCUGGGUCUGGAUUGUAAGGAGUAUAACUUUGAUAAAACCAUCGUGGAUUCUGGAACUACAAACAUCCGUUUACCCCAGAAGGUGUUUGAUGCAACAGUUCAGAUAAUAGACAGCUAUGUACAGGGACAACAUAUAGGACCUUAUUUCUACACAGGAAGUGACGUCGCUUGCUACGCGGACAUGGUGGUUCCCUUCUCGGUUUUCCCGGUCGUCUCAUUCUUUCUCCUGGAGUCUGAGAACACCUCGUUUAGACUGGACAUCACAGCACAGCACUAUCUUCGACCGGUAGAGAACAUUCAAGGCGGAGGUGUUCUCCCCAAUCAGUCGUGCGUCAAGUUCGGCUUCUCUCCGUCUGCCUCAGGAACUGUGUUAGGGGCAGUUCUUAUGGAGGCCUUUUAUGUGGUGUUUGAUCGCAACACGUCCAAGAUUGGCUUCGGCCAGACCACCUGCCCACUGCCUGACCCGGCUCACCAGAUUCUGGAGCGGACUAUUUCUGGGCCGUUCUCAUCAAACAAAAACUUGAACGAGUGUGCCUACAAGAAACCAGACAGCGGAGAGGCCAGAUACCUCGUGAUUUCCUACGUCAUGGCCGGCCUUCUAGUUGUGGUUCUUCUGCCGAUGCUGCUGCUGUUUGCUAUGUGGACAUGUAAGCUGGUCAGACGGCGGAGGCGUCGGGGAGACUCGUCCGAGUCGCAGGCUGUGCUGUCAGGUUCAUAA
Messenger RNA from Candidula unifasciata, 1656 nucleotides. The record is from the annotation of a GenBank genome assembly. NCBI's taxonomy places the organism in Eukaryota, Metazoa, Mollusca, Gastropoda, Stylommatophora, Geomitridae.